AUGACGGCAGACAAGAACCUCGAUCGUUGCAAGUCACGUGUUAUCGCUUUUCCACUUGUCGGAAUCUCAGAACGAAAGCCAGAAGACAAGAUGGCAGACCGUCAUGCUGAAGCCGCAGUUGACAUUCGCCGCCAGCCCCCCAAGUCAACGGGGUCGCGAGACAGGUACUCGGGUGUCCCAACAUCCAGGCUUCCAACAGAGAUAUAUCAAAUGAUCGUCAAACAAAUUGUCUUGCAUUAUGACAAUUGCAGCUACGAUCAAAAAGAUAUCCGCGCCAAGACUCUAUCAUCGCUAGCUUGUACUUCCACGACCCUCCAAUGUCUUACCGAACCAUAUCUCUACUCCUUUCCAGAAUACUCACGACUGAAAAGCUCUCGAGGCCUGAACCGGUUCCAGCUAUCACUGGCGGUUAGUUCUCGUCGAGAAAACCUUGUCCAGGCUCUUGAAAUCGAGUGGGGCCCUCAGAUAUCCUCCCAACUACUGGUUAUAGACAUAGCACGACGGUGCCCUAAUUUACGUACUCUCAUUUUGAAUCCUCCUGAGACGGAGUGGCAGAAGGACGAGUUCAGUCAAACCUGUAACGAUAACUUGGCUAACCUGUUCUCCGUCUGUCCCAAAGUCAGGAACCUGUGCCUGGCAACAUAUUUCCCAGAAGACUUUCCGAUACCUGAACAGGAUAGGCGGAUUGAAGAGUUUGCUGGGCAGCUUUCUCAUGUUGAUUUCAGCGGUUCGGGAUCCUGGGCCGAAAAAGCCUUAUUGCCUUAUCUGUCACCGAAUAUAAUAUCGUUCAUCAUGACAUGUCCUGAAGACGAUCUUACAGGCUUCCUCGAAAUCCUAGGCCAACGCUGUCCAGUCUUGCAGAGACUGAGACUUACGUGCUUAGGGAUAACUCCAGAAGAGCUGGCGACACUCUGCAAGGGCUUAGGUUCGACACUCAAAUUGCUGUGCCUUGACGACUUGGAUUAUAACGGAAGUGUCCUGAGCUUGUUCGUUCCCCAUAUGAAAGUCCUGGAGCAUUUGAUCCUGGGCGCAAAUUUCCCCCUACAAGGCCAGGACCUGGAGGUCAUGUCCGGCCUAUCUUGUUUGAGAACAUUUAUCUCAGACGUUCGAAACGAUAGCAUCAGCAAUUUAUUUUUGGGUGAAGCGGAUAUCGACUUGAAUCGCGCUGUGGCUAGCUUCCUCUCUGCGCACAGGACGACACUGGAGACGAUGUGGAUAGCUUCACUCCACAACUGGGACAGUGAUGUCUUUGAGAACUUGAAGCUUGUGCCAAACCUGGGUUCCGUGGGUCUGUCGUUCAUGGAAGGACUUGAGAGACAAGAUAUUGAUGAUCUUUUAAAGGCGUGCCCUAAGCUUCAAGAGGCCUUAGAUCUUGAAGAACGUCUUGAUGGGAUGUUUAAUGGUGGAACUAACUCGCAUAACCUGUCGAUUGGGUUUCAAUACAGUAAAUGGUGGAUGGAAGAUCCACCCGGAACUGGAUAG
Fusarium subglutinans is the source of this 1482-nucleotide messenger RNA. RefSeq lists its product as uncharacterized. NCBI's taxonomy places the organism in Eukaryota, Fungi, Ascomycota, Sordariomycetes, Hypocreales, Nectriaceae. The coding region runs from base 1 to 1482 and encodes 493 amino acids. The record is from RefSeq and is a predicted model, not a curated record. The transcript has a single exon.